Molecule: messenger RNA, 4025 nt
Organism: Oncorhynchus tshawytscha (Chinook salmon)
Lineage: Eukaryota; Metazoa; Chordata; Actinopteri; Salmoniformes; Salmonidae
Product: serine/threonine-protein kinase 10-like
Exons: 19
Coding region: 292-3333 (1013 amino acids)
Biological process (GO): protein phosphorylation
Molecular function (GO): protein binding; ATP binding; protein serine/threonine kinase activity
Source: RefSeq, a predicted model, not a curated record
AUUCUCCAUAACUUGUUACUAUGUUGCAGCAGGUGGUCAUUGUGUGCAGUGGACAAGUCAUGUGAAUGGAAAUAUUACGUUUAUAUAUUUUUUUAUGACAACGCGUGAUUAAAUAUUUUAGAACGUGUUUUGACGGCUUAUUUUCUUACUUGAAAGGUGUGUGAUUAUAAAUCCAGGUAGUUUUCCCCCGAAUACUUUUUUAUUCUAACAAGAGUGAAACUCAGAAUAGUUGCUGUGUCUUGAGAAACGUGGCUUUUAUGAACAGCUUUUAUUGCAUUUUUGCGGCGAACCAUGGCUUUUGCUAAAUUCAGCAAAAUACUUCGCCUGUCUAAUUUUGACAUAAAAAAGAAGGCAAAACAAUAUGAACACGUUCAUCGAGACAUCAAUCCUAAUGACCAAUGGGAAAUUAUCGGAGAGUUGGGUGACGGGGCUUUUGGAAAAGUUUACAAGGCCAAGAAUAAGGAGACUGGAGCGCUGGCUGCAGCCAAAGUCAUUGAGACGAAGACUGAGGAGGAGCUGGAGGAUUACAUGGUGGAGAUAGAUAUCCUGGCCAAGUGUGACCACCGCUACAUCGUCAAGCUGUUGGACGCCUUCUACCAUGAUGCCAAGCUCUGGAUCAUGAUCGAGUUCUGCCCUGGAGGAGCCGUAGACGCUACUAUGUUAGAGCUGGACCGGGGCCUGAUGGAACCUCAGAUCCAGGUGAUCUGCAGACAGACGCUGGAGGCCCUGGUCUACCUCCACAGCAUCAAGAUCAUCCACAGAGACUUGAAGGCCGGGAACAUCCUCCUCACCCUGGAUGGAGACAUCAAGCUAGCGGAUUUUGGGGUGUCAGCGAAAAAUACCAAAACCCUACAAAGAAGGGACUCUUUCAUAGGGACACCAUACUGGAUGGCUCCGGAGGUGGUGAUGUGUGAGACCAUGAAGGACGCUCCGUAUGACUACAAGGCUGACAUCUGGUCCCUUGGUAUCACCCUGAUCGAGCUGGCCCAGAUCGAGCCCCCGCACCACGAACUCAACCCCAUGAGGGUCCUGCUGAAGAUAGCCAAGUCUGAGCCCCCUACCCUGGAGCAGCCCAACAAGUGGUCGCAGGAGUUUAAGGAUUUCCUGAAAAAGUCGUUGGAUAAGAAUCCGGAGAGUCGGCCAAACGCAGCCCAGCUCCUGGAGCACCCCUUUGUCUGCUCGGUGAAGACCAACAGACCCUUGCGAGAGCUGGUUGCUGAGGCGAAGGCUGAAGUCAUGGAGGAAAUCGAGGACAAUCGAGAGGAAGGAGAGGAGGAGGACACCGCUGAGCUCUCAGUCCCAGUGCCUCCAGGCAAGGACCCGUCUCAAACCAGUCAGACCAGUCUACAAGGGGACAGUGCCCCAGACACACUCACCAAAAACCCCGUGGGGGCUGAGGCCAAACACCCCGUGAGACCUUCCUGCACGAGGGAUGGCCAGCCGAUCGACCGACAGCUCCCUGAUGAGGGCAUCAGCAUUGUGGACUCUGACAAGCCCGAGAGCGAGGCCUCUGGCAAGGUGUUCUCCAGCUCCGACUCAGGCAUUGAGGAUGGGAAGAGCACCUCGGAUGAGGGCAAGCCUGUGGACACCCCUCUGACAGAGAACCCGGCCCUGCUGGCACAGCCCGAGAUGGUACCAAAAAUACCCCAAAGCCAGUUGGCGGUGAAGGGAGGAAGCUCCAGCAUGGCCAGUGGGGUGGUUCCCGUGAUUGGGGAAAAAGGGCCCCCCACCCCUACCCCAGACCCCACACCUUUGAUCGGGCUGAACGGCAGCACGAAGAGAGGGCCUUCGAAAAGGGAGAGGGUCCCCAUAGGGGCUAACAUGGACAACCCGAUGGCCCACCACAACGCCAAUGGCAUGAUCCCCAAGAGGUACUCUGACGCGGGCAGCGUGUCUGCUUCUGAGAGCAUGGACAUCAGCCUCAACCUGUCAGGAGACAUGUCAGUCAACAAGGAUGAUGGAUCCCUCUGCCCCAGGGUGGACUCUCGUUUCUCCAGUAAGACGUUGAAGCGCACCAGGAAGUUUGUCAUUGACGGCUUGGAGGUCAGCGUGACCACAUCCAAGAUCAUCGGCGAUGAUGAGAAGAAAGAUGAAGAGAUGAGGUUUCUCAGGCGUCAGGAGCUCCGGGAUCUGCGGCUGCUGCAGAAGGAGGAGCACCGUGCCCAAGCGUUACUGAACACAAAGCUGGACGCUCAGAAGGAGCAGAUGCAGCGACGCUUCGACCAGGAGAUGAACGCGAAGAAGAAGUUCUAUGACACAGAGCUGGAGAGCCUGGAGAAGCACCAGAAGCAGACCAUCGAGAAGAUGGAGACGGACCACGCCAUUAAGCUCAGGGACGAGACCAAACGCAUCCGCUCCGAACAGGACCGCGACUACAACAAGUUCCUGGAUCAGAUGAAGCGCAACAAAAAAGAGGUGAAGAAUGAGAUUGAGAAGCUCCCCAGAAAGUCACGGAAAGACAGCAUGAAACAGAGCAUGAACACCUUUACACAGAUGAAACAAACGGAGGAGCAGAACUUCCUGUCGGCCCAGAAGAACCACCUGGACACGACGCUGAAGAGGAUAAUUUCGGAGAACAAGAGGGAGAUCUCCGAGACAGAGAGGCAGUGUCUCAACAAGAAGCAGAACCUUGUCAGAGACAGGGAAGCUACUAUCUGGGACCUAGAUGAGAAGAACCUUCAUGAGAAGCACCAGUUACUGAAACAGCAGCUAAAAGACCAGUACUUCCUCCAACGGCACCAGCUGCUCAAGAAGCAUGAGAAGGAACAAGAGCAGAUGCAGUGCUACAACCAGAGGAUGAUUGAGCUGCUGAAGGCCCGACAGCAGCAGGAGAAGGGUCGCCUGCCCAAGAUCCAGCGCAGCGAGGGCAAGACCCGCAUGGUCAUGUUCAAGAAGAGCCUCCGCAUCAACUCCACGGGCAGCACGUCGGAGGACCGCGAGAAGAUCAAACAGUUUGCCCAGCAGGAGGACAAGCGUCAGAAGGCUGAGCGGCUGCACCAGCAACAGAAGCAUGAGCACCAGAUGAGGGACAUGGUGGGCCAGUGUGAGGGCAACGUCAGGGAGCUCCAGCAGCUACAGAAUGAGAAGUGCCACCUACUCAUUGAGAACGAGACUCAGAGGCUCAAGUCUCUGGAUGAGCAGCACAACCACCAUCUCAAGGAGUGGAGGGAGCAGCUCAAGCCUAGGAAGAAGGCUCUGGAAGAGGAGCUGACCCAGAGGAAGAGGGAACAGGAGGUGUUCUUUAAGAUGAGUGAGAACUCUGAGUGCCUGAGCCCCAGCUCCCCAAACAAACUCACCAAGUUCCUACCUUACUCUGAAUCCUCUACCACGUAGACUGGCAUCUCACCCCCCCUCCCCCUCAAACACCCUUAUCCCACACCAUGCCCAGAAGGACCACUGUCAGCUUCCUCAUUCCUCCUGAACUUUUAUUUCAUUUUUAAGGAAUAGUUACGUUUUAAGUCCUGUUUAUAAGAUUUUAUCAUUUUAUUAACCCAAGAUGGCAAAGAUUGGCCAUAUUUUCUUUGAGGAUUGUCUUUAACUCCACAUGUGCAUCAGGCUGCUUGAUAGUUAGGGUGUUCUUCAUCCAUGCAGUGUUUCCUUUUUCAUUCUUAUUAAUAUUGCCUACAGCACCAAAUUGACUCAGAUCCCCAUUGGUUUGUCUACCCAAUAAGCAUGAGACUAAACUAAUAGUUAGAAGGGUGUGGUGGGGAGAUGCAGCCCAUAUCCCAAAGAGGGUCAGUUGAGGAGCAGUAGUUUAGGUGCAAUGUGGAACACAAGAAAAAAAUGUACUUCAGACAAUGCUGUGUUGGUGGGAGCCAAUGAAAACGCACUUUUGUUUCACUGCAAUAUCGGUCUCCUUCCAAAGAGUUUCUCGCUUAAUGAACACACCCAAGUAUGGCGCACAUAAACUCAGCAAAAAAAUAAACUUCAACUGCGUUUAUUUUCAGAAAAUGUCACAUGUAAAUAUUUGUAUGAACAUAAGCUUAAACAACUGAGACAUAAACUUGAACAAGUUCCACAGACAG